AUGAUACACCGAAAUCUACCCAAUGGAUUGCUUGAACACAACCAACCCGCCGCGAUCUUGAGCUCAGGAUCAGCCAUGUCGAUACAACCUAGCGCCAACUCGACCGCCCUGAUGCCGAACUUCCUCAUCCCCCGUUAUAGGUCUCGGCCUCCUACUGCUGAAGAGACCAGUUUACGACUCGCAUGGCUAGGCUACCGGCAAGAACUCUCACGAAAUUGGGGCUUUUGGUCCUCCUUUUCUCUCUCUUACAUCAACCUGGGUAAGGUUAUGAUACCUGAUGAUGUUUCGAAUUUCCUUAGCCUGACUUGUCGAGUUGGCCCUUUCUUUCGUCUCCUCACUUUCUCAGGCGCAACUCAGGGUACUUUUUGGGCCUAUCAAACUAUUUACAUUCUGGGAGGCCCUGUAACGAUGUUUUGGGGAACUAUUCUGAUAGGAACGGUAAUGCUGAUUCAGUAUAUGGUGUUGGCUGAGCUUGCCUCGGCUUAUCCCGCCGCAGGGGCAAUGUUUACAUGGACAUUCAAGCUCGCUCAUUCUAACGCGAGGACAAAAAACUGGGCCAAUUUUCUCUCGUGGACGGUAGCGAUGUAUCUGUUUGUUUCUCACAUAAUUUUUCAAAUGGAAGAUUCUUGGCAACUUGCUCUGAUCGUCCAAAAGCUCAUCAGGCUGGUGUUCCCUCAUUGGAAAGCUGGUAACUGGCAUUUAUACAUGAUAUCUUGUGUGAACUUGAUUGUUACCGGGGCAUUUAUGCUCUUACCAGUUUCACGCUCGCCACGACUUUGGAUCAGCUUUGCCGCUUUGACGGCCUGCAUCAGUGCCACGAUCUGUGUCCUAUUGCUUGCUAGCUCCAACUUUCAUCAGAGUCCUAUAAUGAUCUUCACCCGUCUCGAAAACCGGAGUCAAUUUCAAAGCAACGGCGUGGCUUUCAUGCUAGGCGCCAGUAUCUUGGCUGCCGCAGGCGCUGAAAAUUCGGCUCAUAUGGCAGAAGAAACCCACCAAGCUGAACUUGUUGUUCCUAGGGCGAUGUUCUUUGCUACAGUGAUCAACUACAUCAACGUCUUGAUUGUGCAGAUAUGCUUUUACAUGUCUUUUUCGGAGGCAAACAUUUUCAAUCAACCGGCGAUGCUAAGUUUAGUACUAUCGCAUUGUUCGCGACGAGUAUCAGCUUGCAUAUUCAGCUGUCUGUUGGUCGUCACUUGGAUUCAACAAAUCUCUCAACUUUUCGCCUCGACUCGUUUUGUAUGGGCUCUGGCAAGAGACAAUGCGUUUCCAUUCGCCACUCUAUGGCGCAAGCUCAGCAAGAGUCAAAUGCCACGAAGGGCAACAAUCCUUCUCGUCGCUUUGACCAUCUUGGCCUCUUGCUUUCUAGGUGUCUCUCAAACACACGUGACAACAUUCAUUGAAAGAUCCGAUUCUUAUCUAUCCCUGAUGUGUUAUCUCAUACCAAUCGUCCUUUAUCUCCUCAGUGACAAAGAUGUUCUUUAUCGUGACGGGCGUAACUUUUGGACUCUCCAGGAAUGGAGUCGACCGCUUGCAUGGUUGGCUUUGAUCACUUUACUGAUCCAGAUGGUCUUGGGUGGGUUCCCCACUGAGGCAAGGGCAGCUGGACCGCAAUUCCUUGCUCGAGCCGUUUCGAGUGCUUCUAUUCCGUUGGUUGCCCUACUAGCCGCCGUAUCCUGGUUCCUCUAUGGUCGGGCUCACUACGUCGGGCCCAUCAAAUCGAUCACAGUGUGGACGACCGGGCAGGAGGUCGAACUUCCACGAGCAGGAAACUGCGCGAUCAGUAACCCGACAUCCACGGAAGAAGCCGUAGGAAGACGUGCCAAUAUUUACGAAGAGAGUAUACCGAUGCAAGCCACAUCGGGAUCGCUUCCUCGAGGCGAAAACUUGACUUCAGCCAGUCCUAGCACUUCACGCAUUAACUCGGUUACUAUCCCUGCCUAUGCGAGCACCUCAAUCAACUCGAUCGAAGGACCUGAAAUAUAA
Molecule: messenger RNA, 1983 nt
Organism: Puccinia triticina
Lineage: Eukaryota; Fungi; Basidiomycota; Pucciniomycetes; Pucciniales; Pucciniaceae
Exons: 8
Coding region: 1-1983 (660 amino acids)
Biological process (GO): transmembrane transport
Cellular component (GO): membrane
Molecular function (GO): transmembrane transporter activity
Source: RefSeq, a predicted model, not a curated record